CCGACACAGUCAGCAGCACGGCAUCAUGGAGGUCAGAGCUAUGUGCAUCAAAUUAUUGAUCCUGCUGUGUACACAUUACCAGGAAGUUGAUGCAGUUUCUCUUCGUAUCGCUCCAAACAGAUUGCAGUUCUUUGAAUAUGAAUCAGUGAUAUUUUACUGUGAGGAUGCUGUUUAUUGGGAAGUUGUGUAUAAUUCCAAAGGGAAAAUAAACUCAUGCAGUCACACCAACCAGGGAAAAGCAGGAUCAUUGUGCAUAAUAAAAAGUGUGUAUCCAGACGACAGUGGAGAGCGCUGGUGUGAGACUAAAGGAGCAAACAGAAGCGACAGCAUCAACAUUACUGUUACUGCUGGUUCUGUGAUCCUGGAGAGUCCUCCUGUUCCUGUGAUGGAGGGUGAAGCUGUGACUCUUCGCUGCAGAAACAAAACUGCUUCCUCCAACUUUACCUCUAAUUUUUAUAAAGAUGGAGCUCAUGUUCACAGCAGCGCCACAGAAGACAUGACCAUCCAAAAAGUUUCAAAGUCAGAUGAGGGACUUUACACGUGCAACAUCUCAGGAGGGGGACAGUCACCGGAGAGCUGGCUCAGUGUCACAGAAAGUUCCAACGAGAUUCCGUCAGCAUGUGUCACAUCUUGGAAAACUGCCACUAUUUCAUUGAGUGCGCUGUUGUUGUUGGUGGGACUGCAUCACCUUGGUAAAUGUCGCCAGGGCAGAGUGUCACUCUGUCAGUCAACAAAGGUAGAUGUCUCUCGCUCAUUCGAGGAUCAAACAGUCGUUGCAUGUUCUUUUUUUCCCCCAGUUUCAACAGAAGUCAGUACAGUGAAUGUAGUGAAAGAAACAUAUGCUGUUGUAAGAAAAAGCAAAGCAUCGCUCUGUCAGUCAGCAAAGGAAGAUAGUUUGAUCGAGGAUCAAACAGAACCGGGACCCAUCACAAGGAUGCCCUCAGCAUGUACCAGCCAACCUGUAUCAGCAGAUCCCUUCUAUUCUGUAAUAUCAUAGGUUGCAGAGAGAGCUGAAUAAAGACAUAAUUUCAACUAAGAGAGAGUGAAAACAACCCAGAAUUGUACUAAUUUUUUUGUAACUGAAGAAGCUGUACACAUUGUACAUUGAGUUUGGUUUGCAUGUCUGUAAACUGUUAUAGCUUGUGUGCAUUCAGUUAAAUAGACCCAUGUGGUUCAAAGUACGUAGAAAGUUCAGUUACCAAGGCAGACAGUGUUCUGCUUUUCUCUACGUUUACAUCUAAUUAAAACUAACUUGUGGCUUCUGCUUUGUCUUUUCACAUAUGUAUGAACACUGUUACAAGAAAAGACUGGUUGCAGUUCACAGGCACUCACUGUGGUGAACUGCUAAUCUGAGUGUUGCAUUGCCUUUUCUGAAACAGCUGUGUGGUCAGGAGUAAAAUAUGACUUUGUGGUUUGAUAUAAAGCAUAUCUUUAAGUAAA
Oreochromis aureus is the source of this 1440-nucleotide messenger RNA. RefSeq lists its product as uncharacterized. Gene Ontology annotation, biological process: cell surface receptor signaling pathway. The record is from RefSeq and is a predicted model, not a curated record. Gene Ontology annotation, molecular function: transmembrane signaling receptor activity. Bases 26 to 997 code for a protein of 323 amino acids. The transcript is spliced from 10 exons. Lineage: Eukaryota; Metazoa; Chordata; Actinopteri; Cichliformes; Cichlidae.